Molecule: messenger RNA, 1419 nt
Organism: Diaporthe batatas
Lineage: Eukaryota; Fungi; Ascomycota; Sordariomycetes; Diaporthales; Diaporthaceae
Exons: 1
Coding region: 1-1419 (472 amino acids)
Source: RefSeq, a predicted model, not a curated record
AUGCGCCGUGUACCAAUAGAGAAGAGGCCGAACGCCACGCGCCUUGUCCAAAGCCAAGGCCUCGUCUUUGCUGACCUCGUCACCCCUGGCGGAACAGAGCCUUAUUGGCCCGAUGACCGGUAUUAUUCUUUCACAUCCGAGGAAGUGGCGCUUCUGGAGACGGCAGCCAAAGACGUCUUUGCAAUGUGCUGCGAGGCUGUAGAGUAUCUUGUGGAGCAUCAAGAUAUAAUCACGGGCAAAAUGGCAGUUCCAGCAUUUACGCUGAAACAGAUAGUCGACUCAUGGGAACGAGAGCCUGCCUGGGGGAGCAUAUAUGGCCGUUUUGAUAUCUGUUUUGGCGGUCUUGACCACCCCGACCCACGGCUACGCGUGCCAAAAUUCUACGAGUUCAACGCGGACACGCCAACGUCGUUGGUAGAGGCGGCCUCGAUUCAGUGGCUAUGGCUGGAACAAACGGGCCACGGCAACGACCAGUUCAAUCACAUCACGGAGAUGCUCGUCGAAGGCUGGAAGCGCAACCUCACCCUCGUGCAAGAAAGGCUAGGCCAUAAACCCAUUGUCCACUUCGCUGUAGGGGAGGGCGAGCCCACAGGCGAGGAUGCAUCAAACGCGAUGCUCCUGAUGGACACAUGUCAUCAGGCGGGCUGGCAGACCAAGGCUAUCACAAUGGAGGGAAUCUGUCGGUCCAGAACCGACGGCCGCUUCUACGACCAACAGGGCGAGCACAUUGAUGUCAUUUUCAAGUUAUACCCGUGGGAGUACAUGGUCCAGCAGAAGUUCGGAGAAGCUUGUUUCAAGGACAUGGAGAAUAUUGGCUUGCGCGACGAGGCCGGAAACUACGUCGGAGGCACUGUGUGGAUCGAGGCGCCGUACAAGCUGCUCUGGAGCAACAAAGCACUCUUUGCUAUUCUAUGGGAGCUCUUCCAGGACGACCCCCGGGCCAAGUGGCUGCUUCCUACUUACUUCGACAAAGAGGUGCCCGCGACGUUGACGAGUUUUGCACGGAAGCCGAUCUUCUCCCGCGAAGGUGCCGACGUGGUGCUCAAGACCGACGGAGAAGUACUCCAGGACGCGGCUUCGGGAUACUACGGAGCAGAAGGGUAUGUUGUGCAGGAGCUGGCAUUGCUUCCCGACUUCAAAGACGCGCAGGGCCAGUCCAAUUUCCCUGUUCUGGGUCUCUGGUUUGUCGAUGGCGACCCCGUGGGCAUGGGCAUCCGAGAAGACAGGACACCCAUCACGACGAAUGCAUCGCUAUUUAUACCUCAUUCAAUCUCCGAUGGUCCUAUCAACUAUCAGAGACAAGCGAUUCCUGAUUCAGAAGAGAUUGAGAGGCAGUUCAGAAUUGGCGCAUACGGAGACGGAUUUGGCCAGAAGAAGACGGAUGAGCUCAUAAAUUACAUUAAGAAAGUGACUGCAUAG